AUGAACAAAGAAGAGAUGCGCAGACACGCACUAUUCUGGGAUGUGAUUUCCCCUGCGGACUUGGGCAAGGAACAACUUUGGGUCCAAAUCAACAUGCUGAAGAAAGGACUGGCAAAGCUGAAAGCCAGCGGCGUGGCAGAAAAUCUGGCAAGUACCGUGUUCUCUUACUUCACAAACGACCUCAAAAGGGAGCUCGAUGAACCCAUUCCAGACGACCAUGAGAUUCUGUCCAGUAAGAAGAUCAAAUCGGAAGAGUUCACAAACGACGGUGUCGACGCUGCCAUACCCUCACAUGCAGGGGAGUAUGUGAACCGUUAUUGGGGGAAGCAACCCGAAAACCCAUGGACUCCAGAACGAAGCGAGGAUGAGAAAAAUCUCAUGAGCCAACACGAGGCAUGCCGUGCCAAGCAGACUUUCGUUGCAGCUAUGGGUACUUACUGGAUUCAGUGCCCACUCAUUGAGCAUAAACACCCAGAACUAAAAAGUAGUCUGCGCAUGGUUGUUCAAGGCCUUGAUGAUCAUACACAGGAACGUGGCUUGCUCGAGGCCCACCUCAACCUUGGGCUAUUGAAAGGCACCAUGUCCAAGAUUGGUGUUACAGACACCAAAGCCAGCGUUCAAGAGAUGGUGGCAAUGGGAAAUGCAGGAUUGACAAGGACACAGAAAGACUUCGAGACGUUCUAG
Molecule: messenger RNA, 684 nt
Organism: Alternaria conjuncta
Lineage: Eukaryota; Fungi; Ascomycota; Dothideomycetes; Pleosporales; Pleosporaceae
Exons: 3
Coding region: 1-684 (227 amino acids)
Source: RefSeq, a predicted model, not a curated record